ACUGUCCCGGUGAUGCUCUGAUUUAGAAUAUUACAGAAUUUUAUACUUUAUUUUACCACAGACUUGUCGUUAUAAUUUAUUACCAUAUACACCGUGUUACUAGAUAAUACUGAUACAAUGCCUGAGCUCUGGUUAUUAGGAUAAAAAGAGCAGAUCCGACCCUGCAGCGACUCGGGCGUUAAGAAAGAGGUGUGUUGCAUUGCUGCACAAAAGAGCCCCCGCCUGCGGCCUUCAACCUCGGCAGCGAGUCAAAAUAGAUCAGUGACAGUGGGUGCAGUGUAUCAUUGCCUCUCUGGUUGACUUCACCCUCAAAGAUGAAGCUGAAGGAGGAUAUGAACCCACUGCUGCUGCAGGUCUUCCGCUCAGUCGUCUGGGUUUACUCCUUCAUCACCUUCAUACCCUGGUACUUCUUCUCCGGAGCUGGAUCCAACCUGGAGCGAGCUCGUCGGCUCAAGGCACGCUCGAUCAGUGGACACCCUUCGGGGCCUUACAGGGCUAUCAACAGCCAGGAAAAGCUGGUGGCAUGGCUGCACCCUGGGGUGGACACAAUAGAUAAAAUGUUUGAAUAUGCUGCAGGGAAGUUUGCAGAGAGGAAUUGUCUGGGUACCAGGGAGGUGCUGAGUGAGGAAGAUGAGAUCCAGCCUAAUGGGAAGGUCUUCAAAAAGGUCAUUCUUGGCAACUACAACUGGCUGUCUUAUGAGGAGGCGUACCAGGCAGCGAAGUGUUUCGGCAGUGGUCUGGCGGCUCUGGGUCAGAGGCCUCAGUGCAACAUCGCCAUCUUCUGUGAGACCAGAGCAGAGUGGAUCCUUGCAGCACAAGCCUGCUUCAUGUAUAAUUUUCCAUUGGUGACCCUGUACUCCACUCUUGGACCCACAGCCAUCGCCCAUGGCUUGAAUGAAACCGAGGUCACACACAUCAUCACGAGCAAAGACCUGCUUCAGAGCCGUCUCAUGGCCAUACUGUGCGAUGUACCCAGACUGCGCUAUGUCAUCAUCGUCGACAGUCGACCAACCAGUUGGCCAAACAUCCCCAGAGGCAUUGUGGUGCUCAACAUGGAUGCUGUGAAAGAGAUGGGGUCCAAGCCUCACAACAUCGCCGUUAGCCGCAAGAAGCCAGAGCCCUUGGACAUCGCUGUCAUCAUGUACACCAGCGGCUCCACAGGCAUCCCCAAGGGUGUCAUGAUCUCCCAUGGCAACAUCAUUGCUGGAAUCACCGGCAUGGCUGAGCGGAUUCCUAACCUCAAUGAAACAGACACCUACAUCGGCUAUCUGCCACUGGCUCACGUUUUAGAGCUCAGCGCUGAGCUGGUGUGCAUCUCUCACGGCUGUCGCAUCGGCUACUCCUCCCCUCAGACCCUCGCAGACCAGUCCACCAAGAUAAAGAAGGGCAGUAAGGGGGAUACCAGUGUGCUGAAACCAACACUAAUGGCUGCUGUACCAGAGAUCAUGGACCGAAUCUACAAGAAUGUGAUGACAAAAGUGGAGGAGAUGAGCCGAUUCCAGAAGACACUCUUUGUGCUGGCUUAUAACUAUAAGAUGGAGCAGAUCUCAAAGGGUUACACCACACCUCUUUGUGACAGUCUCGUAUUCAAACGGGUGCGUGCUCUCUUGGGAGGAAACACGCGGGUGCUGCUUUCAGGCGGAGCUCCACUGUCAGCUGCCACACAGCGCUUCAUGAACAUCUGCCUGUGCUGCCCUGUGGGUCAGGGCUACGGCCUGACCGAGACCUGUGGAGCCGGCACCAUCAGUGAAGUGUGGGACUACAGCACAGGACGUGUUGGUGCUCCUCUGGUUUGUUCAGAGAUUACGCUCAAGGACUGGGAGGAAGGUGGUUACUACAGCACAGACAAACCUUUUCCAAGGGGGGAAAUUGUCAUUGGAGGUCCCAAUGUCACCAUGGGUUACUACAAAAAUGAAGGAAAGAACGGUAAUGACUUUUUUGUGGAUGAAAACGGUCAGCGGUGGUUCUGCACAGGAGACAUCGGAGAGUUUCACCCAGACGGAUGCCUCAAGAUCAUCGACCGUAAAAAGGACCUGGUGAAACUGCAGGCGGGAGAGUACGUCUCUCUCGGAAAAGUGGAGGCUGUUUUGAAGAAUUGUUCGCUCAUAGACAACAUCUGUGCCUACGCCAACAGUGACCAGUCGUACGUGAUCAGCUUUGUGGUGCCUAACCACAAGCAGCUGAUGGCGCUGGCGGAGCAGAUGCACGUGAAAGGUACGUGGGAGGAGAUCUGCAACAACCCCCAGGUGGAGAAUGAGGUCCUCCGCAUCAUUACAGAGGCUGCUGUUGCAGCAAAACUGGAGCGCUUCGAGAUUCCCAAGAAGAUCCGUCUGAGUGCAGAGCCCUGGACACCAGAAACUGGCCUGGUCACUGACGCUUUCAAAUUGAAACGCAAGGAGCUGAAAUCACACUACCAGGAGGACAUAGAGAGGAUGUACGGAGGGAAAUAACACACAGACUCACUCCUAUUUGACAUAGAAACAAGUACACACAUCUCUACUCAUACACAAAGAGCUCAGAGCCACUACCAGGACUACUUAGAGAGGAGUUCUACCUUCGAUACAGGUAACACAAACACAUGUAUACACUUUACAGACACGUGACAUCUCAUGCACCUCCUACUGGCUUUCCUGUGACCAGAUUUGAUCAAAGAGGAGAUAAAAAAACACUUGUCUCAUCCAAGACCAAGAGGCGACAACUGAGCUGAGCCCCGUCUUUGAUGGAUUAAGCCCUUUGCGUUGUUAUGACAACAGAGGCGGCACAUGAAGUGGGACGUGUGCGAGGCUUAAAGUGAAACAAACGUCUGUGUAUCUGGAUCAAUGUCAGCGCACCCUCCCUGUUGCUUUUCUCCCUCUUCCUCAUUCCUUUCUCUUCCUUCGCUGUCUGCGGUCCAGGACUGGACGUGCAGAUGACAUGGCAGGGACUCUGGGUAGCAUGAGCUUGAUAGAGGAGAUCCCUGCUGGGCUUUAAGUUACAUUCAGGUAGGAAUCAAUGCAGGGAUCUCUAUUUUAUGUUUCUGUUUAUGUGCUCUCUUCAUGUCUGGCUUUGAAACCCAUUCGUCUGUGAGUUUUCAUGUGGGAGGAAUCUGCGUCGCAAAGCCAUGAGAGAUUGAGGUUUUAGACAUUUUGAAGUACUUUUUCUUACUGUUUUUAUUUUGUAUCUUUCUGAUGUUUGUUUUUUUUUUUUUUACUUUUCCUCAUCCUCCAUUUUUUACUGCCAACUUGUUUAUGCUAACUGUAUUUAAAUGAGCUUUGUUUACAGGCUUUUUUAUGUCCUUCUCUUAUUUGCCCGUUUCCUGAAGUUUGUACCUUUUUGAGCGUGCGUUUACUAACUUGAUGAUAGAAGUGAUUCGGAGGAGUUAUUUUUAUCUGCUUUUGGCCUUUGCAGCUGAUACAAAUGUCUUUUUACAAAGGCAUCCAUUGAGACAUUUUCUGUCCUGCACUUUGCCCCAUAGCAUCAUUUAUUCUAGGGGUGUACUACAAAGUGAGAUCAGUAUGUCCAGGCUUUCUUCAGAUAAUCAGCGAGACAAAGCCUGAAGCUCCAGUUAAAGACACUUUCGGGCAGGGGUAGGGAAAGGGGACAGAAGCACUGCAGAAUUGUUUAUUAAUUUGUAUAGGCUAUUUACCAAUUAGCUGGCAUUAGUUUAUGCAUAGUUGUCAUUAAUUUCUAAUGUAAAAACUUCACACAGUACAACUCGUAAACUUUUCAGUUACAACCUUGAUUUUAACUGUAUAAUCAUAAAGUGUAGUUAGGUCUGAUAGCUAUUUACUUCAUAAAAAUAGUCUGCACUGAAAUAACUGCCAAACUGAAGUUUAUUUGUAUUUAAUAUGUGAUGAUAACUGAAGACUAAUCAAUUUUGUCAACUGUACUUCUGCUGUAAAAGCAGCUGUUUUUGACUAGCUCUGUAGGAUAGAUUGACCAAACAUGAAUUGCUAGUUUCCCAUGAUGCAGUGUUCUCAUCAUUUUCUUACUAUAUAGAUGAUCUGCUGACAGUAAACAUGUGGAGCCGACAUGAACAAACAGGUAAAACAGGAUGUAUACAGUGCUUCUUAUACAUACAGUAGGCUUAUGUGCCACUGUGACCUCACAGCUCUUUUCUGUGGCAUUAGGGAUAGAGCAGGCCCCCAUGUACAGAAGCUACAGUCCUUGAUGCACUGGUGGCAGGUUUGAAUCUUGAUCUUGGUGCUGUUUAGUGCUUAAUCUUAUCAUAUCUGUUUCUGAUCUUUCAGAUCAGAUUAACAGUUCACAGAGGUCAUGUUUUGGUUUGUACCUCAUUUUUCUUGGAUCACAGUCCAGUAUGGGUUCAGUUCAUCAGGAAAAAAUUAACCUAAAGUCCCAGAUUUAUGACUCUAGAUUUUAAUUAUUCCAUUUAACUGGCAGGCAGUAGUGAAGCUUACAGUUUGUUCCAUCUAGUGUGAUAGUUGGUACAGCCUGUGCUGUAUCAAUCAUAAAACACUAAAAAGGAGGAUAACGAUAAAUGUGACGCAAAAUAAAAAGCAACACAGAAAUGAAUAGGAUUUGGAAUGAUGAAAUAAAAAAGAUAAUAAAAUUAAAUUAAAAGAACUAUAUGUGCAUUCUGGAGCGAUGGAACAUAUUUAGGAUUUUCAGAGUGUACUUUGACACCAUCACAUUGUUGUAAGUAAAUACCUGGUGCCAUGGUUAGUCAUGCAAAAUCACUACUUGUGUUUGCCAAUGAAGAGCCCCUUGUUGACUAAUGUAAACAACAAGAUUGGAUGUUGUAAUGGAGCCUAAGCAGAGCACUUAAAUACCCACUGGUAGCUAGUGUUCUCCACUUCUACAUAUCUGUGCAAUGCCUUAUAAAAUGUAUCAGUAUCCAUAAUCUCUUUGACUCUUACUGCUUUUACAUUGAGAGGCUUAUUAAAACCAGCCUGAACAGAUGAGAAACCAGCAGGUCUUGUAGCUCUAGUAGCUCCGCUGCUCUUGCUACUGACGCUAACUUUUCUUCUUCAUGUGUUUUGUUGUGUCUGCUACUUCCUCUUCUCCAUUAGCUGUUUAACAGCAUUUAAAAAAAAAUGUUACGAGUGUUACUGCCACCGAGCAUGCAAAAUGCAUUAUACAUUUCAUGACUAUAUGCACUAAACUGUGAUCCCUGAACGUUACACCUCUACUCCCUUUUUCCAUCUUAUCCGAUAAAGACAGAAAGAAGGGAUGAACCAGUGCAUCUGUUUAACAUUAGUAUCGACCGAUAUCAACCUUUUGACAAACAACAGCCACCUGCAAAUGAUGUGGUAAGAACCAAUAUCAGUGGCAGAUGUUUAUCUGUUAUGUCCAGUCCAUUUAAUCCUUGCAUCUAGUCCACCUACCUGCUGAAUCAAAGAGAAGUUCUUUAUUAGGCACCUGUUGGAUAAUCUGUUUUCAUUGUCAAACACAUUAGACAUGUUGCAAAAUGGGAGUUAAACCAGUUGAUCUCAGAACCCGGAAAUUUGGAGAGGCUAGCGGGAUACGUCAUCCUGAACUCCCCAUAAAGUCAGAAUUCUAAUUCAGAAACUCAGAGGAACUCCAGUACCCUGAGUUACAAGCAUGUUGUAGCUGGACUGGAUCAACUUGAGUGUGAUGUCAUUUUGAGCUGCAACAUAUAACACCCUAGGUAAAUGGCACACAGCAUUCCACCAAAACACUUUUAUUUUGAACCCCUGUAUCAGCACUUGUUUUCACAAUCAGUGCAACUCUAGCAGAAAGCCUGGAUGCACAAUCCAAAAAGGAAAGGAAAAAGGAACACUGCAAUUUCCAUAAACAUACUCCUAAAACUUAAAAGAAUUACACUGCCUGCAGAGACCAUUCUGGGUAAUUUAUACUUAGCCCUCAAUCUUCCUUUGUGGUACACCUCCUCUGUAUCCUAUCAGCUUUCUAAACGCCUCCCAACUUGUGUCUUAAUGGUGUUUUUGUUGGAUUCACUGACAUACUGUAGCCCUGCCACAUCUGCCACAUACUCAAUCAUGACCAAUGCACCAUAUGGAUGUCUCCAAGGGAAGUUAGCCUACUGUAGAAGAAUAUUUAGACUUUCUUUUGCCCUCCUUAGCUCCUUUUUUGUGCAGCUGUACAUGUUGUUCUCUUAGCUAUAGGUCUAGCUUAUUGUUACUUUUAUCGAUCUUUUUUAUACUUACGAAUAUUAAAUACAAAAUGAAUGUGCAAUAUUUAUACACAAAUUUUAAACUUGCAUAGGUAGGAAAAAAGCGCACAGACAGCAGCCCCUCCAUAGUGUAUGAAUGUGUAGUAACUUUGCAGUGCAUAUUUGAAGAGCAUAAGCAUAGGAAUCACAGACAGGACGGUAGAGAGACACUGAUAGAGAAGUCGUGCUGUAGCCCUUUCUAAACGUACUGUGCUAAACCAUGUAAAGACUGUAAAGUGAAAAAUGUACUAUCUGGCAUUGUAGAAAACUGCAUGAAGAGAAAUGUGCAACCGUACCAAAGCAGAAGCUUGAAAAUAUAUAUUUGAAAGAGAAAUGAGAAAGUUGCACUCCAGUCGAACAACUGAAGAAACUCCUUAUUUAAUUGUGAGUGUAUAGCAUAAACUCAAAUAUUUCUGUAUCUUUAUUUCAACUGCUUUAUGUGUAUGAUACUGUAUGUGUAAUGUAUAUAAAAGGGUUUUACAGUUCUCUGAUGUUUAUUUGACCUCCUGUGUAACUUUAAUGGCUGUAGGUUUUCAAAUUAACAGUUAAAUUCUCUGAAUGGCUUUGAAACACUUUGCUUCACUUCUUGUAUUAUCAGCAUCCUUUAUAAGGGCCACAUUUUUUCUGCAUUAAACCCUUUAUUUGCAUUCACUGAAAACAUUUAGCAUUAAGGUACAGUCAGGAACUAUAACUACUAGCUUGGACAGCUUAUUUUAGCAUGUAAAAUUUUAACAGUGCCAUCAUAAUGCGGUCUCUCCCUUCCUGUUUUUGCAAUAUUUCUCUCAUGAUCUUUCAGCAGGAAAGUCAGUAGCUGUAUGCUGCUUUUCUUCUGCCCGUCUGCAGGCGGCUAGUUGCCUUCCAACACAGAUGAGCUGUCUUCAGGGGUCUUAUGAAUGUGAAGCACUCCCUGUGUUUCUGUUGAUAGCACUCAUGCUGUGCCCCCGCUACACCCGCUUGUACAUCCAAUGACGAGGCAAAGACAGAGCGGUGGAUGAAUAUCAUCACUCCUGUUGUUUUCACUUGCUUUGUAAAUAAUUUAAAAUAGGAGGGGAUUUAUGAUCAAAGUUCAUUCAAACUACCAAUAAUUGUACAGGUGUAAAGUCUCCUGUUAACAUAUUUAAUAAUCUUUGUUACUGACCAGUUUGUUUGAGGGGGGUCUUCUUGUUUGUGUGCUAGAUUGGCCCUUGAUGACGGGCGAUUGCAAGUGUCUCCUUCCUUAUUUAUUUGUGAUUUGGCCUUGAAAAUAAUGUAAUG
Messenger RNA from Cheilinus undulatus (humphead wrasse), 7384 nucleotides. RefSeq names its product acyl-CoA synthetase long chain family member 3b (gene acsl3b). The coding region runs from base 315 to 2450 and encodes 711 amino acids. Gene Ontology annotation, molecular function: long-chain fatty acid-CoA ligase activity. Gene Ontology annotation, cellular component: plasma membrane; lipid droplet; endoplasmic reticulum. The transcript has 15 exons. The record is from RefSeq and is a predicted model, not a curated record. Lineage: Eukaryota; Metazoa; Chordata; Actinopteri; Labriformes; Labridae. Gene Ontology annotation, biological process: long-chain fatty acid metabolic process; neuron differentiation; long-chain fatty-acyl-CoA metabolic process.